GCCGGUGCGGGCGGCGGGGCCGGGCAGUGGCGGAGCGCGGUGAAGUAGAGAACAUGUCUGGGAUCAAGAGAGUGAUCGCAGAGAAGGACCCCGACUAUGAGGAGAUCACCAUCACACAUCCCAACAAGCGGCACAAAGCAGCGGAACAGUCAGCUCGAGAUGUUACUGUGCAGAAGAUUGAGACUAUUAUAAAAGAACAGUUUGCUGUCGAAAUGAAGAGUAAAGAACAUGAAAUCGAAGUUAUAGAUCAGCGCCUGAUCGAAGCGAGAAGGAUGAUGGACAAGCUGCGUGCCUGUAUUGUCGCCAACUAUUACGCAUCUGCUGGUCUCCUUAAAGCUGGAGAGGGCACCAGGUCAUGUGAUGCGACAAUUCUUAAUCACCCUUCAAUCAAGAAAUUCUUGGAAUCGCCCUCGAGAUCCUCAUCUCCAGCUAACCAGGGCUCAGACACUCCCUCUGCCAACCACUCCGAGAGCGACUCGCUCUCUCAGCACAAUGACUUUCUCCUGGACAAAGACAAUGGCAACUUGGAUGCAGAGGAGCGGCUGGCAAACAGCCUGGACCAGAGACAGAGCAGAAAUGCUGGCCGGGACAGUUCGGGUGUUUCAAGCUCUCAAAAACCAGGACAACGAAAUGCCGGACUGUCAAAUGAUGAAACUUCACGGCUUUAUGUGAAGAAAACGAUUGUGGUUGGCAACGUUUCCAAGUACAUUCCCCCUGACAAGAGAGGAAAUGAUCAGUCAACCCAUAAAUGGAUGGUGUACGUCCGAGGCUCUCGGAGAGAACCCAGCAUAAAUCAUUUUGUCAAGAAAGUUUGGUUCUUCCUCCAUCCCAGUUACAAACCUAACGACCUGGUAGAAGUGAGAGAACCUCCAUUUCACCUGACCAGGAGAGGCUGGGGAGAAUUUCCAGUGAGAAGUACAGCUACACUUCAGGAUAGCCAGAACAAGAGGAUUGAUAUCAUACACAAUUUGAAGCUGGACAGGACCUACACAGGCCUGCAGACACUUGGCGCAGAAGAAGAAACGGUAGUGGAUGUGGAGCUACACAGACAUUCCCUUGGUGAGGGGUAUCUCUUCUCCCAGUCUUCAGAAUCUGAACUUCCUGAUAUUCCUACAUCUUUAUCACUACCAUUGAGUAUUCCAGCACCAGUCAAAGCUUCCUCACCAAUUAAACAGCUGCGAGACUCCAGCCCAGAUGCUUCUGUGGACAAAGGAUUCUCUGGGAAUGCUGAAACCGAAAGACAUACCGCGUUUUAUUCCCUGCCAUCUUCGAUAGAACGGACUCCCACCAGUUAAGCCACACAGAAAGCCUUUGGCUCUCAUGGAAAUUCAGCCUCACCCAUUGCAGCUAGCUGUAAAAUAGUGCCUCAAGGUCAGAGUCCAAGCCCUGCAGAGUCACCCGGAAAAUCCUUCCAGCCUAUCACCAUGAGUUGCAAGAUUGUAUCAGGUUCUCCAAUAUCGACCCCUAGUCCAUCUCCGCUACUCGUACCCCAACCGUCCACUCCGGUGCACAUGAAGCACGGCUCUGCUAGUUCAGUCAUUAAUAAUCCGUAUAUUAUUGUGGACAAGCCUGGACAGAUGGUUGGAGCAGCAGCCACAAGCACAGGGAGCCCAACCAGCAAACUGAGCAGUGUCUGCCAGGCCUCUCACGGUACUGGAUCUCCUGUGUCAACGACCCAUGCGAGCAGUUUUGUUACCUCAGCUGUCAAGCAGGAGGAUUCUCUUUUUGCCACGAUGCCACCCCUUUGUCCCAUUGGGAGUCAUUCCAAGGUGCAAAGCCCCAAAUCGGUCACUGGAGGACUUGGAGCUUUUACAAAGGUGAUAAUAAAGCAGGAGCCAGGAGAGCUGCCACAGCAGCCGCAGGUCCCGGGGGCAGGCGCGGCGCAGCCUUCGGUGCCACAGUACGUCACAGUCAAGGGCAGCCACAUGCUGGCCUUGUCUCCACAGAAGCCAGUUGUGAGCACGAGCGAGGGGACAGUACAGUCUAAGGUGGUUGGUGUCCCGGUUGGUUCUGCAUUACAGUCGACGGUGAAACAAGCGGUGGCUAUAAGUGGUGGCCAGAUCCUUGUGGCAAAGUCUGGCUCUUCAGUAGCAAAGGCUGUUGGUUCGAAGCAGGUUGUGACUCAAGGUGUAGCCAAAGCCAUCGUGAGUGGAGGUGGAGGGACAAUUGUUGCUCAGCCUGUGCAGACUAUAACAAAGGCACAGGUUUCUUCCACAGGUGCUCAGAAAAGUACAUCUCAAGGCUCAGUGAUGGCUACGCUGCAGUUACCAGCCACCAACCUGGCCAACUUGGCAAACUUACCACCAGGCACCAAGCUGUAUCUCACCACCAACAGCAAGAAUCCUUCCGGGAAAGGAAAACUGCUUCUGAUACCCCAAGGAGCCAUCCUGCGAGCCACAAAUAAUGCUAGUCUUCAGUCUGGAUCUUCUACAAGUAGUGGAGGAGGAGGAGGAGGAACCCAAAGCACAAGCAGUAACCUGUCACAGCACCUCACCUACACAUCCUACAUCCUGAAGCAGACACCCCAGGGCACCUUUCUGGUUGGCCAGCCUUCGCCUCAGAGUUCUGGGAAGCAGCUCACUCCAGCAUCAGUUGUUCAGGGCAGUGUAGGAGUUGGAGCAUCUUCCACACAAGGACAAGCCCUAAAAGUGAUAACUGGACAGAAAACAGCUCUGUUUACACAGGCUUCAUCCAGUGGACAGACGUCACUGGUGAAAAUAUCAGAUGGAUCUAUAAAAUCAAUACCUGCCUCAUCCCAGCUCUCCAAACCUGGCACCACUGUGCUGAGAGUAUCAGGAGGUGUUAUCACCACAACUGCUGCUCCUGCCGUGGCCCUUCCCACGAAUGGUGUCACCCAGCAAACAGAUAAUGCAGGUUCCAGUUCAUCAUCUCCUGGAACUCCUGCAACAAAGACAUCUGGACAGCAACACCAAAUCUGUGUAAGCCAGAGCCAGUCUACUUCAUCAGUAGUGAAUAAGACUGCGACUUCCACUGUUGUAAGUGUUGCUUCCUUGAUGACUACUGCAACGCCUAUGACGGGAAAAGCUACAGUGUCAGGGUUGCUAAAAAUCCACUCAAAUCAGUCUAGUCCACAGCAGGCUGUUCUGACAGUUCCCAGCCAGCUUAAACAGCUCGGUGUAAACACAGCUUCUGGAGGUGUUCAGACAAUACUCAUGCCUAUGAACAAAGUUUUACAGUCACUUUCUACCAGCAAAGUUUCAGCAGUUUCAGCUGUUACAGCAGCAAGUAUGACUGCCCCUAGUCCCUCUACAGUAUCCAUCACUAAAGUUAAGAUGGAGCCUGAUUCAACUGGACAGAGCUGCAGUUCUGUGGGUACCCAAGAAAACCAAGCAGCAGUGAAAACAGAAGAGAGCUCUGAACUUGGGAAUUACGUUAUCAACAUAGAAUAUUUGGAGAACGUCCAGCAGCUUUUAACAGCAAUAGUGAAGAAGGUCCCAUUAAUUGCUGAAAAAAGUGAGGACGUAAGCUCUUUUUGUGCCAGUUCAGUGGAACAGUAUUACAGCUGGAAUAUUGGGAAGAGGAGGGCAGCCGAGUGGCAGCGAGCAAUGACAGUGAGAAAGAUCCUACAGGAAAUUGUAGAGAGGCAUCCCAGGUUUCACAAUAUUACCCCUCUGAAAACAAAGCACGUGGUGCACUGGUGUCGAUGCCAUGGCUACACUCCACCGGACCCUGAGGCCUUGCGGAACGACGAGGACUCGAUUGAAGACGUGCUGACACAGAUAGACAGUGAGCCAGAAUGCCCUUCAUCUUACAGCAGUGGUGAGGAGCUGUGCCGAAAAGUAGAGGAACUACAGCAAUUUCUGAAACAAGAACCAGAACACGAAGAGGAAGUAGAUAUUCUCAACUUUAGCGAACCAUUAAAAAUAAACAUUAAGAAAGAACAGGAGGAGAAACAAGAAGAGAUGAAGUUCUACAUGGCUUCCUUGCCCGCAUCGGAGUUCGUGAGGGACACUGCUGAGAAGAUAGGGAUUUCUUUUCAACCUGCUGAGGUACAAAAAAAUGUUUAUGCAUCAGUAAUAGAAGAUAUGAUUUUAAAGGCCACUGAACAGCUCAUGAGUGAUAUCCUGCGGCAGGCGCUGGCUGUGGCGUAUCAGACAGCUCCUCACAACAGGACUCCAAGAGAGAUCACAGUGAUGAAUAUUCACAAAGCCAUCUGUAAUAUUCCCUUUCUUGACUUCCUCACAAACAAACAUCUGAAGAUACUAAAUGAGGAACAAUGAAAUAGAGCAGAGAAGAUGCUACAGGAAAGGUGGAUUUAUGACUGAAGUUGGGUUGACAAAUCCAGUAUUUCUGUAGAACACUUAUAUACAUUUAUAACGUUGGGCUACUAGAUUGUUACCUCCAAUUAAAGAUGCACCUUAAUGCAACAAAAUGAUGCUCUGUUCCAAAUCAAGUUGUUAAAUGUCAGUGUUUACUUGGUAAGUGUGUGUUCAGUGGCUGAACAAACAUUGUCAGUUUGCAUUGAGUUGCUAGCUGUGAGAGACUCCACAGACCUGGUUCCUCUGAGACAGCUCUGUUGAUGAGAUUGAACUGGGUUUUAAGAUAAAAAUUAUGCUUUUUGAUGCAGUCUACAUGCAAGUUUGUUUCUCCAUGCAGUGGGCAGGGCUCUUGCUUUGGCACUCUUGAGUGUGAGAGAAGUCUAAGGCAGCUUUUAAAGGUGGGUCAUUUGAGUAGAUGGAUGGGGUAGGUUUGGAUGUCAGGGAGCAGAAAGCUGAUGGCUGCAAAAAUUCUGCCAGUCCUGCCCGAGCAUGAUGUGUGUGACUGAGAACACAGCUGGGUAGGCUGAUCAGUAGCUUUCUCAGCUAAGUGUCACCUCACCAAAUUCCUUACCACUCUAGAGGAUGUGUCAGAUGCUGCUUUUCUUAGUCACCUCAGAAAGGGUAGACUGGUACAUUCUCAGUCAAGAUGAGCAAACCACGGUCAGGCCUGGGAAGAUUUGACUGACCACUUGUCCUGCAUGGGAAGGGAAGGAGCAAGGACAGCGUUCAGUGUUUGUGGGCUUGGACUGGCUGAAACACUUUGCUUGCCCAGCAAGUGCCUCCCCAGGCUGUCAGAAGGUUUGGAGUGUGCUGGAGGGCAGGUGACCAGCUGUGCUGUACAAGUCUUAAUGUUUUGGCAGUGUUCAUUAAUGAUCAGCUUAGACUGAAGUGCUGUGGGAGCAGCACUACUUUGGAUUAAGUUCUGUUCUACAAGCCCGAUAGGAUGAAAAAGUCAGAGAUUUGCUGCUUGUGGGGAGAUCCUCUGAUGUCUUGACUGCAGGAAGAAAUUCUGCUACUAACCCCAGCACUUACCUGUCUCAGGAACAUCACUGGUGAGGGAGACAUGUCUGCAGCCUGGCUAUCAACACCUCGCUGGAGAAGGCUUCGCUGACAGCAUCCUGACCACCUCACAUCCACCACCCCUUUGUCCUGCCUCAUGGGGGCUUGCUGGUAGUGUGAAUAAGCCAUUGUGAAGCUGGUGGGACUCCUGUGGGACUGUCAUGCUUUCAGCGUGCUUGUUUUGUGUGGCAGUGCUGUUGUGUGGGUGGAGCAUGGGUCAAACAGCCAGAACCUCCAAUGUGCUGAUCUCAGCUGGGUCUCUGAUCUGCUGCAUGGCCUUUGAUUUAAUCACUCUGUGCCUCAGUUUCCCCAUCUAUGAGCAUGGGGAGCAGGAUACCUACCUCACAGGGGUGUACUGAGGCCUCGCUCUUGUUGGUGCCGUGCUUUGACAAUACAAAGCCUUUUAUAAACAUUAAGCUACAGUUAUCUUUCCUGGCCUGGGGUAGGAACAGAAAUUUUCAAAAUGUUAUCUUUUGGUGCUUUUUUUGGGUAGAAGACAGAUGAUGGUAACUCCAGUAGUGUGCACGAACAGUGAAAAAUGGUUCAGUUAGAGCGUGGCUUCAGGGUGGCUUCAGGCUUUGGAGGAGAGUAGCCCAGGUUUGUUAAACUGAAGAAAGCACUGUGUACCUCAGAUGGGGUCCUGCCUGUCUUCUCCUUAAAUAAAACUAGGGUCUGCAGGAAAGCCCCUCUCAGUUCAUCACAGCUAACAGGGAGCUGUAGUUCUCUUCAAUGUAAGAGUGGCAAAACCUGACCCUUGAAUCCAGGAAAUGGGACCAAUGGAUGAAAUCCAAACAGCAUUCAGAGAAGGACUUAAAUGCCCCCUGAGAAGGACGUUACAGAUGCUCUGGAUUCAAAAGCUAAUCCUAGCUUGUUCGGGUGAGCUGAGUGCAGGAUUGCCUGCGAAAGGAAAGGGCACAGCUUAGCCCUGACAUUAGUUUAUCAGCAGAGGUCAGUGUGACUGAGUCGAGCAGUGGUGAUUAUGUUUCAGCUCAGUGUGGAGUAGAGAGGAAUCCCAGUAGCUGGGAUGCAGGCCCCAUGCUUUGUAGGCUGUAGUGAUUUCCAAGCCUGUACUUUCAGGCAUCCCUGUGUGCUUCUUUUAGUGCAUCAAAAGAAAAGAGAAAGGGCAUUUUCAAGAUCUGUCACUGUCAGGACAGCCUGCAGGUUGUGUGGGAACAGCCUUUUGGGCAAACUCAGUCGUGCUAUGAUCUGCAAUGACCUUGAGUGGGGUAUGCAGUUUUGGGCAGCACAAUAUAAAAAAGACAUUAAGCUAUGAGAGAGCGUCCAAAAGAAGCCACGAGAAUGGUGAAGGGUCUGGAGGAGAAGCCUUAUGAGGAGCAGCUGAGGGCACUUGGUUUGUUCAGGCUGGAGGAGACUGAGGGGAAACCUCAUUGCAGUUACAACUUCCUCAUAAGGGGAAGCAGAGGGGCAGGUAUUGAUGUUUCUUGUGACCAGUGACAGAACUCAAGGUAAUGGCACAAAGCUGAGUUGGGGGAAGAUUAAGUUGGAUCUCAGGAAAAGGUUCUUCACCUGGUGGUUGGGCACUGAACAGACUCCCCAGGGAAGUGGUCGCAGCACCAAGCCUGCCUGAGUUCAAGAAGCAUUUGGACAGCGCUGUCAGGCACAUGGCGUGACUCUUGGGGUGUCCUGCACAGGGCCAGGAGUUGGACUUGAUGAUCCUGAUGGGUCCCUUCCAACUCAGCAUAUUCUAUGAUUCUGUGACACACACAUUUCCAGCCCCUGUCUCUUGUGGGCUUAGUUUCUGGGAUUGUGAUAUGCCCAGAGCAACUUUUGAGGAUGCAGGAGCUUGUCUUUGGGCAUCUGUUUGCAAAUUGUGGCUUCUUUGCCUGUGUCCUGCUUGUCUGUGAGGAAUGGAAUUUCAGAAUGAGUCCUGCACCUUGCUCUGAAGCAGGCAGGUAAUGACUCCUCAUUCUUAAUGGGGUUCUUGCACAGGAGAUCUGUUGCUACAUUUCUGAGCAACCACAGGUUAUUCUCCUAGGAGAUGCAUAUGAAUAGUAUAUAAAGUUUGCUGAAGAAAAAUAAAUUGUUAAAAGCAGAUAGGAAAUGACAAAUUUGUUUAGUCCUUCACAUGUAGGAAACUUUUGCAACAAGUUCUUUGCAUUUUGAAUAGUGGUGGGAGAAAAAUUUGUUGGUGAGAAGUUCCUGUGGGAGUUGCUUGGAGAUGAGGUAGAGAUUGCGGAAUUUCACACACCUGUUCAGGUGUUUGUGGAAUGCUACAUGUGAUAUGGUGUGUUGAAAUGUUAUGGUGUAUUUCUCUGGCUUUUGAAUGAGUCUGGAUACAAGUUAAAGAUCUCUUUACAAAUAUUACCCCUAUUUGUAAUGCUGAGUGUUUAAAUCCUUCAUGUUAUCUGUAUUAUACUGUAUAAUUGUGUAAGAUACAUAUGUUUACAAUAAAUUCUUUUAUUAGCUGUGCCCUAG
This is a messenger RNA of Chiroxiphia lanceolata (lance-tailed manakin), 7775 nucleotides long. It is a transcript of the gene YEATS2, whose product is annotated as YEATS domain containing 2. The record is from RefSeq and is a predicted model, not a curated record. Gene Ontology annotation, cellular component: NuA4 histone acetyltransferase complex. NCBI's taxonomy places the organism in Eukaryota, Metazoa, Chordata, Aves, Passeriformes, Pipridae. Gene Ontology annotation, biological process: chromatin remodeling; regulation of transcription by RNA polymerase II. Gene Ontology annotation, molecular function: histone binding.